This is a messenger RNA of Puma concolor (puma), 1671 nucleotides long. RefSeq names its product interleukin 1 receptor like 1 (gene IL33R). Gene Ontology annotation, biological process: signal transduction. NCBI's taxonomy places the organism in Eukaryota, Metazoa, Chordata, Mammalia, Carnivora, Felidae. The record is from RefSeq and is a predicted model, not a curated record. Gene Ontology annotation, molecular function: interleukin-1 receptor activity; interleukin-33 binding.
AUGCGACUUUGGGCCUUGGCACUUUCAACAAUUCUGGUACAUUCCACAGCAGCUAAGUUUAGCAAAUCAUCCUGGGGCCUGGAAAAUGAGGCUUUAAUCGUGAGAUGUCCUAGGCAAGGACGAUCUCGAUACCCUGUGGAUUGGUAUUACUCAAAAACCAACAAAUGUAUCACUACCCAGAAAAGAAAUCAUGUACUUGCCUCAGGGGAACGUCUUAAGUUUCUCCCGGCCAAAGUCAACGAUUCUGGAAUUUAUACUUGCAUUAUCAGAAGCCCUACCUUCAAUAAGACUGGCUAUGUGAACGUCACCAUAUAUAAAAAACAGCCAAAUUGCAAUAUUCCAGAUCAUCUGAUGUAUUCAACAACACUUGGAUCAGAAACAAAUUCCAAAAUAUAUUGUCCUACGAUUGACUUGUACAACUGGACGGCACCUAUUGAGUGGUUUAAGGAUUGUAAAGCUCUUCAAGGACCAAGGUAUCACACACACAAGACAUUUUUGCUGAUUGACGGUGCAACUAGCAAGGACACGGGUGAUUAUACAUGUAAAUUUAUACACAAUGAAAAUGGAGUCAAUUACAGCGUGACAGCGACCAGAUCACUCACAGUGAACAAUGAGGAAGGCUUUUCUUUGUUUCCAGUAAUUAUAGCCCCUCCACAAAAUGAAAUAAAAGAAGUGGAAAUUGGAAAACCAGCAAGCAUACCCUGCUCCGCUUGCUUUGGGAAAGGCUCUCAGAUCAUGGCCGGCAUCCUGUGGAAGGUGAAUGGAAGCAAAGUUCAGAACUUUGGACAACCAAGAAUUCACGAGGACCGGGAGCAAAAUCAAAGUUCCAGCAAUGAGUUGACUUGUCUGAGCACCGUUUUAAAAAUAGAGCGUGUGAGAGAAGAAGACUUAUCUGUGGAGUAUGACUGCCUGGCUCUGAAUUUGCACGGUUGGACACGGCACACCAUAAGACUAAAGCGGAGAAGUCCAAUUGACGAUCAAAGUACCUACUACAUACUGACAGGAUUUAGCAUCUUGUUAAUGCUAAUCAAUAUCAUGGUGAUAAUGCUAAAAGUGUUCUGGAUUGAGUUUAUUCUGCUCUGGAGAGACAUAGCUAGACCUUACAAAAGUAGGAAUGAUGGAAAGAUCUACGAUGCUUACGUUAUCUAUCCGCGGAACUAUACAAAUAGUCCUGAGAGGGCCAGUGCUGUGGGAUAUUUUGUUUACCAGAUUCUGCCUGAUGUUCUGGAAAAUAAAUGUGGUUAUAACUUAUGCAUUUACGGGAGAGAUAUGCUACCUGGAGAAGAUGCAGCCACCUCAGUGGAAACCAACAUACAAAAGAGUAGGCGGCACAUUUUUAUCCUGACUCCUGAAAUCACUCACUGCAGGGAGUUUGCCUAUGAGCAGGAGAUCGCCUUGCACAGUGCCCUCAUCCAGAACGACUCCAAGGUGAUUCUUAUAGAAUUAGAGGCUCUGAGCAAGCCAGGAGGGAUGCAGUUUGGGGAGCUCCAAGAUUCCCUCAAGCACAUCGUGGAAAUGCAAGGUACCAUCAAGUGGAAGGAAGAUGAUGUGGCCAACAAACGGUCCCUGAAUUCCAAGUUCUGGAAGCACGUGAGGUACCACAUGCCUGUGCCAAACAAACCCUCAAGGAAGACAUCCACUUGGGCUUCCCUGAGUACCCAGGGGCAGUAG